UUAUUAAUAACAAUAUUAAUUGUGGGAUUUUUUAUUAAUUUUUCCCAUUUCUUUAAUUCUUUGGGCAUUGAUCAUUCACUCUGUGUUCUGUUGAUGAUCAAAGGUAUCUUAAAUCAAUUAUAUUAUAUCAAUAUAUUCGUGGUUCUGUCUACGCUCCAACCCAUGAUUUUUAUAUGACAUAAAAAAACUAGAUUCUUUCGAAAGAUCAAAGAAUUUUUAAAUCAAAUUGAAAAUGAGAAAUUCUUGUACUUAUACAUGCUAAUCUCUUAUUUAUUUUAUAAGUUUUUUAACAUUUAAUAUAUUUUUAUUCGUUAAAAUAUAAACUAGUUGUUUUUGGAUAAGUCUAGAUUAAUUAAAGAAUUGUAUCGAUAAUUUUGAAUGUAAACAUAGUAUUGAGUUCAUAACGACGUGUUAUUAAUAUGUCAAUUACAAUCGACAAGAAAGGAAAAAAAAAUACUCGUAAGCCAGUAGAUAGCGAGCACAUACAACAUGCAGAGUUUAUUAAAAAGUGUCAUCUAAAAUUAAGAUUAAACUCUAUGAAAAUAGGUGCUGACGAAGCAUGGCAAAAUCACUGCUCAGAUGAUUCACUUUUAAAAAGUUAUUCUAAUACUAUGCACAAGCUUGCAUCACAGUUUUGGGAUACAAAUAAUAAAAACGAACCUUCAAGUUGUAGAAUUUCAUGGAUAUCAAACAAUAUAUUAAAAUAUUUUCAAGAAGAUUAUACACAUGAAAUAAUCCGAGAAAAAUCCUUAGCUCAAAGAUUUAAUGUAUUUUGGAGCACCGAUGAUAUAAUCUGUAUGCCUGAAAAUCCUUUUUAUCUACUUGAUGUAGGAAGUUGUUAUAAUCCUUUUCAUAAGUAUUUAUCAUAUAAAGUGUUGCCUAUAGAUAUAGCACCAGCUAUCAAAAACGUUGUUAAAUGUGAUUUUCUAACAGUACCUCUGGAUGUUAAGUUAAAUAUUUUUGAUAAUGUUUGUCAAACAUUACCAUUGUCCACCUUUGAUAUAGUCGUAUUUUCUUUAUUUCUUGAAUAUUUUCCAUUACCACAACAAAGGUAUAAAUGCUGUGAAAAAGCUUAUAAUGUUCUUAAAUCAGGUGGUUUAUUAGUUAUUGCAACGCCUGAUUCUAGUCAUGCAUCAUAUAAUUCCAAAAUAAUGAAAAAUUGGAAAAUAUCAUUAAGUAACUUAGGAUUUUGGCGUAUCAAAUAUGAAAAACUUACUCAUAUACAUUGUAUGGUAUUUAGAAAAUGUUUAUUUAAACAAAUUCCCAGAAAUUGGUUGCAUUCUCUGAAUAUUAUAAAUAACAUUGAAGAAUUAAUAACAAUCCCACAAGACUCUAGAAAUUAUGACAAAAUGAAUGAACCAUCAACAACUAUAAUACAGCGUGAAGAUGAUGAUGAGGUUGCCAACUUAUUUUCUGAAUUAAUUAAUAUAUAAGUAAAGUAUUGUUAAAUACAAUUUGGAAUUUUUUAAAUUACAGUUUUAUGCUUAACCUAUAAUUGGA
Molecule: messenger RNA, 1500 nt
Organism: Acyrthosiphon pisum (pea aphid)
Lineage: Eukaryota; Metazoa; Arthropoda; Insecta; Hemiptera; Aphididae
Gene: Samtor
Product: S-adenosylmethionine sensor upstream of TORC1
Exons: 3
Coding region: 420-1433 (337 amino acids)
Biological process (GO): negative regulation of TORC1 signaling
Molecular function (GO): S-adenosylmethionine-dependent methyltransferase activity
Source: RefSeq, a predicted model, not a curated record